AUGAAGAAAUCUCUGGAGGCACGAGAGAGGAGACGCUCUUACCUUUCAGCCACUGCCCAUCGGCGGCGGCGGCAGCGGCAGCGCGUGUCUGCAGGGCUCGGGGAGGGAGCCACACGCCUCCUCAUCUCCUGCCCGUCAAGCCACGUAUGUGGAAAUGCAAGACGCAUCCGAGACUUGGGACCACGUUUACUCUCUUACUCGGAGAACGGACGGACGGAUGCUCAGACAUUCUUGCAGCCGGGACUGCGUUGUACCGCCCUGGGGGCUCCCGCCCCGUCCGAGAGAAGAUUCCACGGGGAAUGGUCCCCGGGAUUCUAG
Molecule: messenger RNA, 318 nt
Organism: Pipistrellus nathusii (Nathusius's pipistrelle)
Lineage: Eukaryota; Metazoa; Chordata; Mammalia; Chiroptera; Vespertilionidae
Source: the annotation of a GenBank genome assembly